Messenger RNA from Cooperia oncophora, 702 nucleotides. Lineage: Eukaryota; Metazoa; Nematoda; Chromadorea; Rhabditida; Trichostrongylidae. The record is from the annotation of a GenBank genome assembly.
AUGACGCAAAGAAAGAUUGGGAAACAAUUCUCGACAAAAGAAGGCGAGAGGAUCAUCCCGAAGCAAGCUGGUGACUACGGACUUGCCACCCAAGCCGGCGAGGUUUCAAUGGGUGCUCACCGAAAUCAAGUGCCCAACAUUCGUGGACGUCUACCUCAUGAUCGUCGCACUCACGGCGUUCUCGUCUUCCAAAAUGGUACUAAUAUUUUUGCUUCACAAACUGGAAUGUGUGCUCCACCUGGAAUCGGUGCGGUACGGCAGGCAACUCAACGAAUUGAAGGUCUUGACAUGUCAGAAGAUCAGCAACGACGUGGUACAGAGUUUACUCCGUGGUACUCUGGCCAAAACAAGUUUGCUACACAAGCUGGAACUGGAGGAUUUUUGAAAAGAGGAAUGACAGGCUUUGGCACUCCGAGGAACACAAUACAAAGAAGCGGUUGGAAAAAGGAGUGGAUCGAGGAAUAUGAAGCAGCACUGAAGGAAUGGGAAGAAUCGAAACCGCCUGGAAGCGCAUCAAGCGCCGAUCCAUUCGGACACUACAAGAAAAAGUUCGAAGAAAGGGAGAGGCUCAAAGUCCGAAGCAGUUUGGUUCGCUACAGCCUAUCACUGAACUUAUUACUAUUCGUUGAGCUCAGUACUUCAUUGAGUAACAUUCAAAACCACCACCCAGCAGCACGACAGAGAACAGAACUAGACAAAUGA